AUGCUGCGCGUCUACGCGACUUCGGGCGAGGUCGUUGCGACCACCUCUGCGGAGGAGCUGCGGGAGCUGGAUUGGGAUCGUCCAGUUCGAGCUUUGAAGCGUCACCUCCAGGGCUUCUGUGGAGCGCCACGGUUCAAACAGCGGCUUCUGAAAAACACCAUCACCUUGGCCGACGAUGACGAGCUGGACGGACCGGCAGAGUUGCAGCUCAUUCUCCUGCCGCACUGCCAGACUUCCCCAACACAGGAAGCCGAGCUCAUGCGCGCAGCAGCCCGCGGUGAUGCUCAGCAGGUCGAGGAGAUGUUGCAGAGGCCGCAGCAUCCGGACGAGUGCUCAGCGGUUGCUCGGUGCCGUGCAAAUGUUGUUCGUGCGGCUGGGGACACGACGCCCUUAAUCUGCGCAGCUCAGUGUGGCCACGUGAGUGUUGUCCGCCUGCUGUUAGAGGCCGGCGCUGCCACUGACAGGGCACAUCAGCACAAUCUCACGACGGCCUUGGCUGCAGCUUUUGCUGCAGGUCACGCGGACGUCGCCCAGGUUCUGAAGGAAGCCGUCGCUCAAAGAGGCGAAGCUGACAACUCCAGCAAGAUGGCCUUGGCUUUAGAACAGGGCGGCGCUGCUGGUGAAUGGGGGGACAUCUUUCGCUUCAGUUCUGCAACUACUGAGACACCAGUUGUGUUCCGGCUUGGCUACACAAGCAAGGAGGAUCAUGAGCAGCUUCACUGA
Symbiodinium natans is the source of this 723-nucleotide messenger RNA. The record is from the annotation of a GenBank genome assembly. NCBI's taxonomy places the organism in Eukaryota, Dinophyceae, Suessiales, Symbiodiniaceae.